AUGGGUUUGACCCUUGAUGCGGAAUUUGCUUCGGCUAUUGCCCCGAUCCGGGCGAGUUUCGCCAACCUUCCAAAAGCAGCAAUCCAUGAUGUUCAGGCUCGGAGGCACAACUUGGCCGUUCUCGCCGACAACGGCUUGCCUCCUCCUAUCCCCGCAGGCGUCAAGCAAGACAUGCUGUCCGUCACGGCUAAAGAUGGCUACAAUAUCCCCCUCUGGCAAAUUGCUCGCAAGUUCGAUACCAGUCCAGUAGAAAAGAACCCCAAGCCGGCAGUUCUAUAUAUGCACGGCGGUGGUUUCAUCGCUCUCGACGUUGAAUCGUCUGCAAGGGAGCUAUAUGCGCUCGUCCUUGCAUCCGGUGUCACCAUCUACGCUGUUGACUACCGGCUCGCCCCCGAACAUCAAUACCCGACUCCUCUGGAGGACUGCUGGGCCUGUCUGCAGUACAUUCACGACAACGCCGCAGCGCUAUGCGUAGAUUUAGCCUGCAUUGCCGUUAUGGGCGACAGCGCAGGUGGGAAUCUCGCCGCCGGUGUCACUCUGCUGGCGCGCGACCGCGGGCUCAUGCCGCCAAUUGCGCGUCAGAUUCUAGUUUACCCCAUGCUUGACGAUAGGAACAAAGAGACCAUGAACCCCGGGGCGCUGUUGCUGUGGAAUGAAGAAGACAAUCUGACGGGAUGGACGGCAUAUCUAGGCGCCCACGUUGGCGGGGACAAGGUGCCUAUCUACGCCGCACCGGGACGACUGACAGAUGCCACCGGCCUGCCACCGCUAUAUCUGUAUGUUGGACAGCUUGAUCUGUUUGCCAAGGAGAAUGUGCACUAUGUGUCGCUUUUUAUUGAGGCGGGCAUUGAUGCCGAGCUGCAUCUGAUCCCUGGCCUACCGCAUGGCUUCAAUGGACUGGCGAAAGAUCACGCGGCCACGAAGGACCUAUUUGACCAUAGAGUCAAAUACCUAAAAAGCUUGGCCCACAACUAA
Cordyceps fumosorosea ARSEF 2679 is the source of this 975-nucleotide messenger RNA. RefSeq names its product esterase/lipase. The transcript has a single exon. Gene Ontology annotation, molecular function: hydrolase activity. The coding region runs from base 1 to 975 and encodes 324 amino acids. The record is from RefSeq and is a predicted model, not a curated record. Lineage: Eukaryota; Fungi; Ascomycota; Sordariomycetes; Hypocreales; Cordycipitaceae.